CACAUGAACCUGUACCAUACGGAAGUAUUCUAAUGUCCGGAAAUAGCUGAAGGGAUGCGAAUACAUUAAUGCAUAUAGAGGUUUAGAGACUCUUCGGAUCCAAAUGGUUGGCAAAGUAUUUUUCCUUCAUAGAACGAAAAGUACCACCGUAUAACCUGGGAGCCAAAAGGAAAAUAAGGAAAUUAUUGUACGCGUGGCAUUUUGCUUAUUUGUGCUGACGAACGGCCUGCUAGCCGAUUUGCUAUCCCAGCGGAAAUUGCGUUUUGUUAACGGCUUGAAAAUAGUGCAGGAGAGGCUGCUGAAAGAGGGCCUUGGUUUUGGAACUACUUUUCACUUAAUGUGAAACACGGACCUGGGGAAUUUUCUGCUUCCCAUGUUCUGAAUUAUUAUUUUAAAAGUGUUGUUGUUGUUGUUUUUUUUCCUUCUUCUUCUAACCGGAAUUUGAGCACUAAACGCACAAGAUUAGGUAUUUGUCCAGCUAAUGUGCCACGUAUUUUGACAAGCUUGGUUGGCAGUGGUAUUUUUUUCCCCUCCAGGUAGCUUGUGGCUGACUUUACUGGGUAAUUUUCUUUUAAGCCAGUACAUGACUUUUUACAUUCAUAGAACGUAUGAUAAGUACUGAAAUAUCUGUAUAUGUUACGCACUUUGUAUACGUAGUUCAGCGAGCAGCAAGCUACAGAGAGAUGUGAAUGCAAAUAGUCUCUCCCUCCCUUUCCCUUCUCCCCGUUUUUCGCACUGCACAAAAAGUACAGCAUAGAAUUGUUGAAAAACACGUGAUAUGAAGCAGGAGCUGUGAUAAAACGGAAAGGGGACUUUCCAGACCUCACCAAAAACACUGGAACCUGACGAAAAAUCACAAAGGUGGUAUCACUGUAAUAUCCUGAUACAAAAAAAGAAAACUGGGCAGUGAGAAAAGAGGCUGUUUAACACACCUGUACCAAAGACUGUUGCACUUAAAAUCAGAUUGAAAAGGACAAGGAAAUACAGAUGUCUUAAUAGCAAAAACUAUUAAAAAAUUCAAGGCUAUAGCUAUGUAAACAGCCAAAAGGUGGCAAAAUUAUUUAAAGGAAGGAUUUAUGGAAAUAAUUAUAUGAAUUAUCAGCAAGAAGUUCAAUACAAACGAAUGUUCAAAGGAUUGCAGUCCAGUAGUAUGGAAAAGUUACCAGUUUUCUCUAUCAAAAAACAGGCGAAAAGCUAAUUAUUUGACUGAAGUCUUGUCACUAAUGUCAUUGUAGAAAUCUGACACUUUCAGGCAUUUGAAAAAAAACAGCAAUGAAAUCUAUACUGUAAACACACUGGAACGCUACAAAGAACAAAAAAAAUCUUAAGACCUUUAAUGAGUUCUGUGCCCACUUCUCCUUAAUGGAAAGUGGGGGGAAUAGCAGAUCACCAUCCAGAGGAAGAGAGAGCAACAGUGCUUCAGGAACAGGAGGUGGCAGCAGCAGAGCAGGAGGUGGUUCUGGAGCAGGCAGUUCCCGAAGCACCAUUGCUUCAGGCCACAGUUCCUCAGUGAGUGCUGGUGGUAUCAUUGUUGCAUCCUCUGGAGCAGGAGUUGUUCCAGCACCACCACCAAGUGCCAGUGAGUGGGAAAUGUUCCAGUUUGGAAAGUAUCCAGUGGACAUUUUGGAGAUGCUUAGUGGACAUCAGGCCCACCAGUUUAAAGGCCUUGGCUUGGAAAGGCAGCUGCAACAUCAGCAACAAGUUCAGCUACAUCAACACCAGCAGCAGCUCCAGCAGCAGCAGCAGCAGCAGCAACAACAGCAGCAGGGUGAAACCUCAGGAAGCAUCCUUUCUGGAAUUGGCCUGGGAUCAUUGCAAGGAUCUAGAAGCAAUGCUUUUGCUGAUUCCUCUUCUAUUUUUGCCAAAAUGAGUGCCCCACCUCCACCUGUUCAACAACAAGCUCAGUCUGCCUCUUCGCAAAGCUCACGGAAAUCUAGUAAAAUGGGUGUAAAUAGUGGUAGUGGAAGUGGGGGAUCGGUGGCGGGAUAUCCACAGUUCUUGCGUUCUUUUCACCCAACAGAAGCUGCUCUAGCCCAGGAGCAGUUGCAUCCAGGAAUGGGUCGUUUUGAACACUUUGCUGGAGGGAGUGUUGGAGGAGCAACAGGUGUAAUAGGAGGAGUGGUGACUUCUGCUCCUCCACCACCACCACCCCCUUUACAUCCAGCACUGUCUGUUCCACAAGCUUCCCCGGGCCCCUCUUCAUCGUCUCCCUCACCUUCAAGCUCUACUUCCACAUCUAAUAACCCCCCUAGCAGCAGUGCUGUAGCUUCACUUGGACAACAGCUGGUUAGUGCCCAGUCUGAUGCUCGAAGUCUUCACCAGCAGUUUAGUUGCAUGCUAGCUGCAAAUCAAUACUUUCUCUCUGGAGUGCCACCCAAUGCUAGUUUGGAGCAGUUUUUGGUUCAGCAAGGAACCCACAACCAUCUUAGUUUGGGUUUAGGACAGGGCAGUGCCGACACAAAUUCAGGCCUCGCUCCACCCCCUGCUCUUCACCCCUCUCAUGCCCAUGGUCACCCCUCACCUCAACAGCAACAACAGCAACAACUUCCAUCACACACCUUACCCCACCCUCAUUCUCACCCUCAUUCCCAUCAUCCUUUACAUCCAGGAGCUCAGCCCUCCACACUGGGUGGGUUUGAUUUCCAGGGAAUUCCAGUCCUAUCUUCUAAUCAGCUGGCUUCUUUGAUGCAGCAAGAAACUGGCUUGCCCCUUCCUUUACCUCUCCAUUUAUCACUUUCAAAAGAAGAAGGGAAAGACAGUGGAAAUGCAGGGGGGGGUGGAGGAGGCAGAAGAAAAAAAGCUAUGGCUGGGUACUUGCCUCAAAGGAAAUCUGACGGAAAUAAUAGUAGCAGUAAUAACUGUCAUAACAGUGGGGACCCCAACACCAGCUCUGAGGGACAUGGUCAUAAUGCAGGCUCAGGACUUGUUGGAGGGGGAGGAGGGGUCAGUAUAUCAAAUCUUAAUGAUGACCAUUCCUCACUUCUCACCUCAACACCACCGUCUUCUACCUCCUCAGUCGUUUCCUCUUCUUCAUCUUCAGCCCCUUCCUCAACAUCUGCCUCUGUCCUGGUGACAAAUAAUUCUCAAAUUUCUAAACCUGACACUUUAGGAUCUAUAGCACCAACUGUGACACAGCCUGAACCCGAACCCCUCUAUCAUUGUGGAGAAUGUGGGAAGACCUUCACUCAUCUGUCAAGUCUGCGAAGGCAUUUACGCAGCCAUGGGUUGCCUUCUGGAGGUGGCAACCAUAUUACAAACCCCAAUUCGAAUCACAAUCAGCACCAUCAGUCUGAGACCAAUCUCCCCCAUUCAACCCAGGAUCUAACUUCUCAAUCCAAUCCACAUCAUCAGCAACCACAACAGCAGGCUCUCCAGCAACAGUCAAGCUCAGUCCCCACAUCCUCAUCAUCUUGUCCUAGCCCAGAGAAGACUCACUGUUGCACUGAAUGUGGAAAGAGGUUUAAGAAAAGGGGUCAUCUCCUUCAGCAUGGUGUUAUCCAUUCUGGAGUUCGGCCUUUUUCCUGCCCAAUUUGUCAGCGUUCUUUCAACCGCCGUGAGUCACUCACACGUCAUGAGAAGAUUCAUGAAGAUAAACCUUUUCGGUGCCCAGCCUGUGGCCGAUGUUUUCGUGAAAGCACAUCUUUGCUGAAUCAUGCAGCUUCAGGUACAUGUGGCAAGCCUGGACGGGGCUCAAGAUCCAGGGCGAGUAAUAGUGGUGACAAUAGUUCUCUGACUGUUGGGGGAGAGGACUCGUUUGGGCUCAAAAGCAGUAAAACUGGAAUGAUAGCUGCAGGGGCAUACCAAGGGGGACAACUUACAGGUGAGACGAUAGUAUAUGACAAGACUCAGGAAGAAGAGAGAGCGUGUAUAAUGGGGGUUGAUGAGGAUGAGGAGGAAGAGGAAAAGGCUGCAUUAUCUUGUGGGAACUUAUUUCAACAAGGAAGAGAUGGGGAUGCAGACAGGAGUAAAACUGAAGGAAAGUAUGAUGCUGAAUUUUCAAGGAGUCGUUACCAAGUAUCUUAUCGGGGUGAUGACUAUCGGGCAGAUUACAAGCAACAUCGUUCACAUACGAACCCAUCUCCUUGUUAUGCUGGGGAGUCUUCCUGUGGGAAUGGGAUGACUGAGCCAGCACUCAGGAAAGCCCCACUAGCCCCUACUCUGCACCCGCACCCUCAGAGCCAAACUCAACAGCAGCAGCACCAACAGCAACCACAUCUUCCUCUGUCCUCUUUGUUGGAUGAUUCAGAAGAUGAUGUUACCAGUUCUGUCAGCAGUGCAAUGUCAGCUAUUGCUGCAGCUGCCGUAGCCUCGUGUAUUCCAGGGGAGCAUAAUAAUGCGGGAAGUCGAGAGGAACGUAGAGAUAUUAUUGGGGGUUUGUUAGGGGGUCUAGGCUUUGGUUCUCUUGGUGUCUCCCCAGGUGGCCCCACAUCUACAUCUGGGGUGGAUAAGACGUUCAGAUCAAAUCAAAAUGAUGGAUGCAUGGGAAAUGCUAUGAUGAGUUUAACACAGCCCAGUGAACAACACCCCCCCCAGCAGGCCCCAAACAUCAAACCCAAGAGGCCUCGUAAGCCACGGCCAAAGAAAGAGCCCAGAACCGACGGUGAGGGCACCAAACGAAAACGAAACACCCAAAGUGGAGGUGGUGCUGGGAAAGAUGGGACUGAACGACCAUAUCUGUGUAGUGUCUGUGGACGUGGCUUCAGCCGUCGUGAAACCCUCCGUCGGCAUGACCGUAUUCAUACAGGGGAGAAGCCUCACCGCUGCCCUAUUUGUGGCAAAAACUUCCGGGAGGCGUUCCACCUCAGCAAACACCGCACAGUUCAUUCUGGCGAGAAAAACUAUAAAUGUGGCUUAUGUGGAAAAGAUUUUGGUUAUGCACAGAGCCUGAAGAGACAUGGAAAACUCCAUGAGAAAGGUCAUUUUGGAGAUGAGGCCACAGCAGCAGGAACAUGCAACAGUAACAACAGUUCUGCUCCAACCCCAGGGGCUAGCAUGAGCCAAGCAAGUGAUCAAGGAAAUUCCUACUUUUAUUCUCAGGAUAAGACUCAAGGGUCCAGCAGCCAGCCACCAUCCAGACUCUACACUUGUGCGGUUUGCUGGAAGGCUUUCCGACAUCACUUUCACUUAACGGCUCAUCAUCAAGCUGUUCAUGGAAGUGGGGAGAAGCUUUUUUGCUGUGAAGUGUGUGGAAAGGCUUUUGCAUAUGCUAACAGCUUAACAAGGCACAGACUGUCCCAACAUGGUUUGCCUCGAACUAGGCAGGCUAACACACCUGGAGCUAGUGAUGAAUCUGGAGUACAUGCAAGUAAUAAUUUGAUACCUGAGAGUGAAGUGGCCACAAAUACCCUGCUUCAGCUUGUGCCUCCUAGUGGAGCUCAUGGUGGUCCUCAGACCCAUUCUGCUGUCUCACAAACACAACAGCCACCCCCUCCUCAGUCUUCAUCUUGCCUUUCUCCUCUGUUCUACCUUCCAGAAACAAGUCCUUUAAAUACUCAUGUUUCCUCACUUUCUCACAUCCCCCCCAAUCAUUCCUCUAUAAACCAUAACCACCAACAGGCUACAACUAUUAAAGGGGAGCCCCUUCACCAAACUGCUUCGGCCAGCCUUCUCACUCCUUCGUCCCAUUUUCUGCCCUCCUCUCAGCUGCAGCAGCAGCGUCAUGCAGUUGAUAUGAAAACGUCUAAUAUGAAUUUCCAAAAUCAUCAAACAGAGUCUCAUGUAAGAAAGCAAAAGAUAAAAAAAGGAAACGACUCAAGUUUAUCCAGAGAGGCAAAGGGAGAGAAGGAUAAUGCAGUGUGCAUGUCUGCCCAAAGGAAAAGUCAUAACAGAGCUAAACAAAAGAAGAGAAGAUUCCAUCAACCGCUGCUUAGGAAGAACCUGGCACAGCUUCUUCAGUUGAGGGGAAUACAGAACUCGUGGCAUGGAGGUACACUAAACUUUGGAUGUCUGUCAUCUUUAGGAGUACCCCAGAAACGCUUUCCAUGCCCCUAUUGUCCAAGCACCACAUUUCCCCGACAGGCUGCACUGUUGGUCCAUUGCGCUGUAAGACACCCUCCAAGAUCCUGUUCCCGCCAAGCACGUUUGGUGUGCUUUGUCUGUGGGAAGCGCCAUCGACGCUUAUUUGCAGCACUUGCUCAUCGAACAUUCCAUCUUGUUCAAGGGUCUUACUCUUGUUCACGAUGCCCCUCACAUUUUUGGAAUGGAAAUCUCCUAAGGAGGCAUAAGAUUGCUUGCCGUGGUAUUGGGAGAGGUGGUUUGAAACUAAUAUCUUUGUUAAAAUCAGUAGGAAGAAAGAGAGAAGAAAGGCAAAAUAACAGAAGCAUAGUGCUAACUGACCCUAGACCGUAAAAUACACUCAUAACUGAGAAGUUCAGAUUUGAUUGAGAAAAGGAUGUUAAGAAUUUUGAUGAUUCGGGUCCAUGUAUUCUUACUGAACAUUGUUAAGAUACAUUUUAACAUGAAUCAUUUGUACCUUUACAUGGAUUCAUAAUACAAAAAAGACUUCAACCGAAGAAACCUGUAGACAAGGACUUCCAGAGACUUGUUUUAUAUAUGACUGUUCUCGCAACUUCAGGCCCACAGUGUUGUCCCUAUUUGGUUGACAAUGUAUGGGAAUAAUAGAUGUAUAGCAAUAUCAGUGAAUUUAUCCUAAUAGUAUUGUCUGUUCUAGUUGAUUUCUGCCAUUAUCAAACAUUCAUUUUAUGCUCUUGUCUCUGCUGUGUGCUAUGUGCAGUUUUUAUACGAGUUGUUUUUUUUUUUUUUUUUUUUUUUUUUUUAAAGCGUACAACAUGAAACUUGUUUGGAACUGUUGAACUUUUUGUUAAAACUUCAUCAAUAUCAGUUGAACAUACUCACAAUGUUACCUGCUUUGUCGCUUGGAUUGUGAUUUUACUUACUGUAUUUUGGGAGGACACUUUGUGACUAUAAGCAUCAGAGUCAAAUUACAUAACACUGCCAAUAAAAAUAAGGGUGAUUUUAAAAAGAGGAAAUAGAAGAUGUAUUUAACCCAGCUGACUUGUGUAUGGUCCUUUCCAAAAAUGCAUAUUCAAUUUUAACUAGCAAAACAGGAUAACUGUAAUUACAUUUUUUUUUUUAAUCUUUGGACUGUCGUUUCAGAUUGACAUGGGAAGACAGGUGGGGAAAAUACAGCUUGUAGUAUACAAUGUAUAUUAGUGUUUUAAGUGUUUUAGGCUAAGCAUAAUUUAGAUUCAUUGUUGGCUUGACAAAGAGAAGGGAGGGAUGUGGCAGGGGUGGAUAUUUUUUAUUUUUGUUAAUCAGAUGUAACAAUGUGAUUGUUCACUCUUUCCACAUCCCAGUCCUCUAUGUAGUCCCUGAUGUAUACACAUGACCUAAAACCAUGUUCAUACUUGCUAUUCUAGGUUUUUUAAAAUAAAACCUCAAUCUAUUUCAAUGAUUUUAAAUAACUAUGUUUGAUAUUUCAAGAAUAAAGGGAAGCUUCAAAGUG
Molecule: messenger RNA, 7465 nt
Organism: Brienomyrus brachyistius
Lineage: Eukaryota; Metazoa; Chordata; Actinopteri; Osteoglossiformes; Mormyridae
Exons: 2
Coding region: 1363-6348 (1661 amino acids)
Biological process (GO): regulation of transcription by RNA polymerase II
Cellular component (GO): nucleus
Molecular function (GO): DNA-binding transcription factor activity, RNA polymerase II-specific; RNA polymerase II transcription regulatory region sequence-specific DNA binding
Source: RefSeq, a predicted model, not a curated record